AGCCCAUUGCCUGCUUUGAAUAGAGUACUAUCAUAUUACUUUAUUUAAAUGUUUAUACAUGCUCAAUAAUAGUUUAAAAUUCAAAUAUUUGAUCUUGUUACGUUCGUUUAUAUGCUACUAUUGUAAUUUGCUGAAGGAAUAUUUAAAGUAAUCGAAUAAAUUAGCGCAUGUGUUUAACAUAAUAGCCUGGAAUGUAAAGAGUUAAAGUGACUUUACAGAAAUGAAAGUAUAAACACAUUAACAGAUAUUUUGUUCAAUCUUACACACCAGAAUAUCGACAUGAAUCCCCUGGCAAAAACACAACGAGAAGUUAUCCGCCAACACAAUGAGCGAGACACUUUCGAAGAGGCACAAGUGGGAACUCGCACAGAUGAUGUCUCCUUUGAAAUGCGACCCGAGCACAAAGAAAAAAGGGUCUAUUUUUUGCCAAAAUGUUUCCUGCUGAUGGUAGCUGUUAUGGCACUACUGGCUGGAGUAGUUGUUCUUAUUUAUUUCUACAAGGACAAAGAGUCAAAACAUGAAUUUCGCGGAGAUAUACAACCAGACAAAAUACCCGAAGAAGAAUGUCCGGACGUUUCAGUGAUCCUUGGUGAAGAUGUUGUUAUAAGAUGUAAACUCCGUGAACCUGUCCCUGGAGAAGUUCAUGCUAUAUAUGAGAACCUGAUUGACGCAACAACUGAGGACUUUACCUGUAACAAAUCUGGUGAUAACAUGAAUGUAAACUGUAAAGCAAAGGGGAAAGCGAAGUGUAGUUCCCAUAGAAAUAUAAUUCUUCGCUUCUUUGAUAGUUACGCAAAUGACAAAAAAGUACUGCUUAUUAAGAAGGUCAAAGUAAAUAUCGUAGUGCCAGACAUUUUUCAUGUUGCUACAAUCGAACAGAUAUACAACACAAGCAUCUCACAGUCAGAAUUCCAUCUGAAAUGCGAAUACAGAAAAGACUGUACAAGUUAUCAACUUGGAUUUUUUGGGAAUGAUAAAAACCUGGCAGAUACUAAAUCCUGUACCACCACGUUCUCGGACGAAGACGGUUAUACUGUAGCUUGCAGUGCUACUGUAUCCAGUGCAGUUAUCUUAGAACAUGGUAAUCAAUCAAAACUGUACUGUCAGUUAAUGCAUGGCACAACAGUGGAAAAGCAAAAGGAACUGGCAUUACCUUCUUGCAACGACUAUGCAAUACAGAAUGAAAAAUGCAACGCAAAUACAACAGAACUAUUUGAUUGCGAAGACAUAUCAGCAACCAUGGAAAGCUGUACCCAGCAGUGUUUGGUGGCGAAUGAAUGCUUUUCAGCACGGGUUCAAGAAUUAUCCAAUUCCUCAAACCCUUGUCCCUGUGCACUGAAAUGGUGUAGGCGAAGCGGCGAGGACCAUACAAUAGACACUUCUGGGAUCCUUUCUUUCGAUUAUCUCUGUCCUUCUGCUCAAUAGCUUUUUGUAGUUGUGUUUAUUUCUGUUUCCUUGAUCAAAGACCAUUAAAGCGAUAUAAUUUGGA
Mercenaria mercenaria is the source of this 1489-nucleotide messenger RNA. RefSeq lists its product as uncharacterized. The transcript is spliced from 10 exons. The record is from RefSeq and is a predicted model, not a curated record. NCBI's taxonomy places the organism in Eukaryota, Metazoa, Mollusca, Bivalvia, Venerida, Veneridae. Bases 280 to 1425 code for a protein of 381 amino acids.